AUGGCAGCGCAAGCCAACAGGCGCCUGUGUUGCUCGCGGGCCGCAGUCGUGGGGGGGCCCCCAUCAUUGAUCCCCCCUGUGGGACCGCGUUCCCCGGACUCACUACUCGACAUAACCGCCAAAACAGUGGCCGAAACUAUUCCCUUUCAGCGAAUUGAAGAACGCUAUGAUCGUAUCCCUGAGCCAGUGCAAAGGAGAAUUAUUUUUUGGUCUUUCCCUAGAAAUGAGAGGGACAUUUGUAUGUAUUCCUCGUUGUCGAGGGUGCCCCCAUCCCCCGCGAGUGCUGUGAAUACUGCUGGACAAACGCACCAUGCUGAUUCUCAAAAUUUGUCGUUCUGUAAAGGAUUAAAAUUGUUGGAAACAGGAUGUGUUGAUAAUGUACUUCAAGUCGGAUUUCAUCUGAGCGGUGUGGUAACAGGUCCUCGCAAUUCUCCCACUGCCACGUUGCCAUGCGGUGCUCCUGAGCCUCCCCAGAAAUUUAAAGUGUCUGUUAGUUUUGAUAGGUGCAAAAUUACCUCUGUGACAUGCAGUUGCGAAACGAAAGAUAUUUUUUGGUGCCAGCACGUCGUAGCUUUAUCUUUAUAUCGUAUAAGAAAUGCCGAAAGUGUCAGGUUACGUGUUCCUAUUUCAGAAACUCUCCUACAAAUGGACAGGCAGCAGCUUCAAAAGUUCGUCCAGUACCUGAUCUCAGAACACCACACAGAGGUACUCCCUACCGCUCAGAAACUUGCCGACGAAAUCCUCCAACAGCGAUCGGAGAUCAACCAAAUUCCGGGGGCCCCCGACCCUACGGCGGGGGCCUCCGCUGACGACGAACAUUCAUGGCAUUUGGACGAGGAGCAAGUGUGUGAACAGGUGAAAAGUUACCUGUCUCAAGGGGCCUACUACAACGCGAACAAGCAGUUAAAUUCAUUGUUUUCGAAGGUGAGAGAAAUGCUAAGAGCCCAGGAUUCAAACGGUGCCAGAAUGUUGACCCUCAUCACGGAGCAGUUUCUUUCCGAUCCUAGACUGCAGAUGUGGCGCAACCAAGGCACACCAAUGACUGAUAAGUGUAGGCAGCUGUGGGAUCAAUUAGGCUCUUUAUGGGUGUGCAUUGUACUGAAUCCAAAUUGCACGUUUCAAGAAAAACAACAUUGGAAGCAACUAUUAGAGAAAUGGGCAGUAAUCGACGUUUGUCCACCUGAAGAUCCCGAUUUCAGGUUGCAGCAGCAAGGAUCUAGAGAAUCCUAUUCCACGAGAGAUCGUGAUCGUGACAGAUAUGACGAGAGAUAUAGAGAUCGAGAUAGAUAUGCGGAUAGAGAAAGAGAUAGGCGAGAAAGGAGAGAUCGUGACCGAGAGAGAGAAAGAGAUAGAAAUCGUGCAAUAUAUGAUUCUUCAGAUAGUUCGGAAGACGACGAUGAAGAAGAUGCUAAUUCAUAUACUCACAGAAACGGAAAACGUUUACGUCUAGCUGGCAACUCAAAAUCUCAGACGCCCACUUUGCCUAGAUCUAUUUUUCAUAGAGCAUUGGAUGCUGUUGGGAUGUCUUGGGACAAUAUGCACCUCAAAAAUAUAUUAUCCAGUGAUACCUAUUGCUCUCAUGUUCCUGAUACUUCCAGUUCCGGUAGCUUUAACUCACAAGGACAGCCCUUGUGGCACGAAUCUAUUCCUCUGUGUGCGGCUCGUGUGGAUUCUCUCCGUUCCCAUGGACAUAUGGAAGCAGCGUUACGUUUGGCAGUUUCUGUCGUACGCACUAUGAAACAACAGCAAUUGGUGGCACAGCGAAAAUGGCACGAAAGUCAACAGAACAGUAGCGCUAGUACCAGUAUUAAAACUCAGCCAAGCUGUAAGGUCACAGCUUGUACCUCCCGAUGUCAAGGCCAGUGUACGAUUACAUCUUGUUCGACUACAUCUAUCAAUGCCCCUACGAAUCUAGAUGGAUGGGUUGGUCAUCCAUUAGAUCCCGUGGGAUGUCUUUUUGAUACCUUGGCAGAUGCGUCAGUUGUUCCUGAACACGAAAGACCUAGGACACCAACUAGCUAUUUAGAUUUAGUCGGUAUGGAAGAUCAACACAGCAAUUUAAGGCCUAGAUACCAUCAUGUACCUGUAGUUGGUUCGAGAGACAGAUCAGAAACAUAUCUAACUUUGGCGUUUGAGGUAGCGCUUAUUGGUUUGGGGCAGCAACGGAUAAUGCCUGUAGGACUGUAUGCACAAGAGAAAGCGUGCAAACAAGAAGAUCGAUUAAUUGCAAAACUCCAAGAAAUUGAAUUGGAUAACAGCCUAGUUGCAGUUCUCCGUCGUCAAGCUAUAAUUCUACUGGAAGGAGGUCCCACCAGUGGUUUGGGCAUCGGCAUCCAUCCGGAGAGUAUCCCUAUGCACACCUUCGCCAGAUUUCUUUUCCUAUCUCUUCUGAAUUACUACCCAGAUUUGGCCUACGAAGUUGGAUUAAGAGCCAUGCGUUUACCUCUUUUGGAAGAACAUGAAGACUCUGAUGACCCUUUAGGUGGAAAUGCCAGCAGCUCUUUGAUGAUGAGUAGAUCGCCUAGAUGGUUCACUUUGGGACACAUCGAGACCCAGCAGUGCGCACUGAGUUCGACUAUGCUGAGUGCAGCAAAAGGUGAAGUGAUGAGAUUGAGAACAGUUCUUGAAUCGUCCCAGAGACAUAUCCACAGUUCUUCCCAUCUAUUUAAGUUAGCGCAAGAUGCCUUUCGUUUCGCCACACCAGAAAACGGACCCAGACACCCAACGUUGCUAAGCGUGGCUUUUGAACUAGGAUUACAGGUAAUGAGAAUGACGUUAUCAUCUCUGAACUGGCGAAGACGAGAAAUGGUUAGGUGGUUAGUUACUUGUGCGACAGAAGUAGGCGUGGACGCUUUGAUCUCCAUCAUGCAAAACUGGUAUCAGUUCUUUACCGCCACAGAAGCGACAGGACCCGUAGCCACUACUAUUAUGUCACACAGUACCAUUAUGCGACUAAAUCUAAAUUUCGGACAACAGGAAGAGUUGUCGAGUUGCGCGCGCACACUGGCAUUGCAGUGUGCAACAAAGGACCCUCCAAAUUGUGCCUUGAAUGCUUUGACCUUGUGCGAAAACGAGGCUCUAGCCUUUGAAACCGCUUAUCAAAUUGUUGUGGAUGCUGCUUCCCACAUAAUGACGUCUUCCCAGCUGUUCACCAUCGCAAGAUAUAUGGAGCAUCGUGGAUAUCCCACUAGGGCCUAUAAACUUGCUAUGUUGGCUAUGAAAAACGUCCAUCUAGCUUACAAUCAGGAUACCCAUCCUGCUAUAAACGAUAUCCACUGGGCAUGCGCACUAAGUCACUCAUUGGGCAAGACUGAACUGUCAAAUAUGAUCCCUCUUUUGGUGAAGAACGUUCAAUGUGCUACAGUCCUCUCAGAUAUCUUACGAAGAUGCAGCAUGACUGCUCCUGGUAUCAGUUGUCCUCAUCCUGCUCCAUUGGAUGGCGGAAAACACCCCCACCCACAUAGGGCCGGAAGAGGAUGUAGCGGUGGGGGUAUAAAGCCUCUUUCGUAUGACAGACCUCCGUUGAGGCAGCUCCUGGAAGCUGCUGUAGCUGCUUAUAUCAAUACUACGCAUUCUAGAUUGACUCAUAUCUCUCCUCGUCACUACGGAGACUUCAUAGACUUCUUAACCAAAGCUCGGGACACGUUCGUGUUAGCUCACGACGGACAUGCGCAAUUCACGCAACUUAUAGAAAAUAUGAAAGUAGCGUACAAAGGAAAGAAAAAACUAAUGUUUCUCGUCAAGGAGAGAUUCGGCUGA
Diabrotica balteata is the source of this 3759-nucleotide messenger RNA. The record is from the annotation of a GenBank genome assembly. NCBI's taxonomy places the organism in Eukaryota, Metazoa, Arthropoda, Insecta, Coleoptera, Chrysomelidae.